Molecule: messenger RNA, 2887 nt
Organism: Homarus americanus (American lobster)
Lineage: Eukaryota; Metazoa; Arthropoda; Malacostraca; Decapoda; Nephropidae
Gene: pug
Product: C-1-tetrahydrofolate synthase, cytoplasmic-like
Exons: 17
Coding region: 66-2321 (751 amino acids)
Biological process (GO): tetrahydrofolate interconversion
Cellular component (GO): cytosol
Molecular function (GO): ATP binding; methenyltetrahydrofolate cyclohydrolase activity; formate-tetrahydrofolate ligase activity
Source: RefSeq, a predicted model, not a curated record
CGGGAGCCAAGAUCCAAGGAGCAACAGCUGUAGUGUUGGGUCGCAGCAAGAUUGUUGGCACCCCUAUGGCAGAGCUGUUGAAGUGGCACCAUGCAACAGUCACCACCUGCCACUCUCGCACUGUUGACCUCCCUGCUGUGACUCGGACAGCUGACAUUCUGGUGGUAGCAAUCGGCCGACCAGAGUUUGUGAAACAGUCAUGGAUAAAGCCCGGAGCUGUGGUAAUUGACUGUGGUAUUAAUGCAAUCCCAGAUGCCACCAAGAAAUCAGGAUCCAGGUUGGUUGGUGAUGUUGCUUAUGCAGAGGCUUCAAAGGUGGCUUCAGUGAUCACCCCAGUGCCAGGUGGUGUUGGGCCCAUGACUGUAGCCAUGUUGAUGCAGAACACAGUCAUCUCGGCUCAGAAGGCUGCUGCCCAGAUGAAAGUGUCCAAAUGGAACAUCAGUUAUUUACCUUUAGAACUUCUUGAAAAAGUCCCGAGUGAUAUUGAGGUGGCUCGUGCUCAGACACCAAAGGACAUUGCAGAACUGUCAAAGGAAAUAGGACUGCUUGGGUCAGAAGUUGAUCUUUAUGGUAAAAAGAAAGCCAAGGUGUCCCUUUCAGUCUUACAGCGACUUGUUUUUCAAAAAGAUGGGAAAUACGUCGUCGUGGCCGGAAUUACUCCUACUCCCCUGGGUGAAGGCAAAAGCACCACCACCAUUGGCCUGGCACAAGCAUUGGGAGCCCACCUGAAGACGAAUACUUUUGCUUGUGUCCGACAGCCCUCACAAGGUCCUACAUUUGGCAUAAAGGGUGGUGCUGCUGGAGGAGGGUAUUCUCAGGUGAUUCCCAUGGAUGAGUUUAACCUCCACCUGACCGGAGACAUCCAUGCCAUCACAGCUGCCAACAACCUCUUGGCUGCCCAGAUUGAUGCCAGGAUGUUCCACGAGUCCACCCAGACUGACAAAGCCCUGUAUGGUAGACUGGUUCCUAACAUCAAGGGUGUUCGUCAGUUCUCACAGAUCCAGGUGAACCGCUUGAAGAAAUUGGGUAUUGUAGAAACUAACCCUGACAAAUUGUCUGAGGAGGAGAUAACCAAGUUUGUGCGUUUAAACAUUGAUCCAGCGACCAUUACCUGGCAGAGAGUUAUGGACACAAAUGACCGGUUCCUGCGGAAGAUCACCAUUGGCCAGAGUCCCACAGAGAAGGGCAACACGAGAGAAUGUCAAUUUGACAUCACAGUGGCAAGUGAGAUCAUGGCCAUCUUGGCUCUGACGACCUCCCUGUCAGACAUGAGGGAGCGGUUGGGGAAGAUGGUUGUUGCCUCUGAUACAUCUGGUAACCCUGUCACUGCAGAAGACUUGGGAGCGAGUGGUGCACUAACAGUCCUCAUGAAGGAUGCCAUCCAGCCUAAUCUCAUGCAGACCCUGGAGGGCACACCAGUGUUUGUACAUGCUGGACCAUUUGCCAACAUUGCCCAUGGCAACUCUUCCAUCUUGGCUGAUAAGAUUGCACUUAAGCUGGUUGGUGCAGAGGGCUUUGUGGUGACAGAAGCUGGCUUUGGUGCCGACAUAGGUAUGGAGAAAUUCUUCAACAUCAAGUGCCGGUACUCUGGUCUGGUGCCCAACGCUGUGGUUCUGGUGGCCACGGUACGAGCCCUCAAGAUGCACGGUGGCGGUCCUACCGUCACACCGGGAGUACCUCUCCCACCCGAGUACACUAAAGAAAACUUGGAGCUAGUUGAGGGAGGCUUCAGCAACUUGAGGAAGCAGAUUGAAAAUGGUAGGAUAUUUGGUAUCCCAGUGGUAGUAGCCAUCAACUCCUUCAUAACUGACACAGAAGCUGAACUGAAUCUGAUGAAGAAGCUGGCCAUAGAUGCUGGUGCUGUUGAUGCUGUUAUCUGCAACCACUGGGCCAAGGGAGGAGCUGGAGCAGUCCAGUUGGCAGAGGCUGUUGUUGCUGCCUCAAACCAACCUUCAGAUUUCAAGUUCCUGUACAACUUGAAUCAUCCCAUAGAGGACAAGAUUCGUGCCAUUGCCCAGAAGAUCUACGGCGCUGACGACAUAGAGAUCCAACCUGAGGCGCAAGAACAGAUUAACCGCUACCGGAAACAGGGCUUCAAUGACCUUCCAAUAUGUAUGGCUAAGACUCACCUGUCCCUGACAUCAGAUCCUAGUAAGAAGGGCGCACCCACAGGCUUCAAAAUUCCCGUUAGAGACGUACGAGCAUCAGUCGGUGCCGGCUUCCUCUACCCUCUUGUAGGAACGAAGGAGUGUGGGCAAGUCCCACGUCCACCCACGCUGGCUCGUGGCUUGCAAUGGCUGCGACGCCUCACGCCAAAGUGAGGCCUCGGUAAAAUUUGAGAUGAGUACGAUGCCAGGGUUACCUACAAGACCCUGCAUAUAUGACAUUGACCUUGACUUGGAAAAAGAGGAAGUUCAGGGGCUUUUCUAAACACUGUAAUGUUCUACAAUUAAUAGUCUAUGUGCUCAAUAAUAGAAACACAGGCCAGUGGUAGGUAAGUAGGUUUGUAUAACUUACCAUCUGCUGGUCAUCAUAGGGUAAACAAUUGUUGAUAUUCCUUUGUUGAUAUACAGUACUGUACUUGUAUGGGUGGUUAACUUACUGCUGAUAAAUGUGAAUGUAAAACAGUGCCAAGAAAUUUUGACGUUGAACAGUUGUUAUACAGUACAAGAACUUUCACUGUGUAUAAAGUAUCCUGUUAAAGUUGUGCCAUUUCUAUACAGUUAAGUAUUUUUGGUUGUCUCAGAAAAGUUAAUGGCUCUGUAAAUGCAAUCCUGAAUAUAUUUUAUGAAUCCAGAAGUCUACUGGAGAGGUGUGUUGUUUGUAUUCUUGUUACAUAUUUUUGUAAAAUGAUGAAUAUAAUAAAUUAAAUGAGGGUCAUUUGCUA